Messenger RNA from Actinia tenebrosa (Australian red waratah sea anemone), 1069 nucleotides. RefSeq names its product copper chaperone for superoxide dismutase. The record is from RefSeq and is a predicted model, not a curated record. NCBI's taxonomy places the organism in Eukaryota, Metazoa, Cnidaria, Anthozoa, Actiniaria, Actiniidae. Gene Ontology annotation, biological process: superoxide metabolic process. Gene Ontology annotation, molecular function: copper ion binding.
UUAAAACUCUAUUUCGGAAAAUUGAGUAAUCGUUUUGCAGAGAGAAGUCCUAAAUUUCUGCGGAAAAUCGCCAUAUUUUAGCUUAAUAUUCAGAUUUGACUGUCAAGGGAGCAAGAUUGCCUUUUCGGUAGCUGAUAUACAGAUUUUUAGUGGGUGUCUUACUUUGCGUCGUGCAAAAUGGCUGGCCAAAGUCCAACACCAACGAAGAUUGAAUUUGCAGUGAAAAUGACGUGUCAAGGGUGUGUCAGUAAGAUCACAAAAGCUCUGGAGGGUGUCAAGGGCAUYGAUUCAUACACAGUGGAUCUCAGUCAAGAGAGUGUUGUUGUUGACACUACUCUAGCAUCAGGUAGAGUUCAAGAGAUAUUAGAAGGCACUGGGCUGAAGACCAUUCUAAGGGGUCAUGGAUCUGGUGGAGAUUCACAACCUCAACAUCUUGGAGCAGCAGUUGCAAUGAUAGAAGGGACAAACAAAGUGCAGGGUUUGACCAGGUUUGUACAGGUUUCAAGAAAUACUUGUGUCAUUGAUGGUACGAUAGAUGGAUUGUCUCCUGGGCUUCACGGCUUUCACAUUCAUGAGUAUGGAGACUUUUCAAAUGGUUGCAACAGCACAGGGAAACAUUUCAAUCCAGAAAAUCAUGAGCAUGGAGGACCUGAGGAUGAAAACAGGCAUGUUGGAGAUCUGGGUAACAUUGUGGCAAAUGCUGAAGGAAGAGCAACAUUUCGCAUGGAAGACAGAAAAGUCAAGGUUUGGGAUAUUAUUGGUCGUGCAGUAGUUGUUCAUGAAGGGGAAGAUGACUUAGGAAGAGGUGGUCAUGAGCUCUCCAAGUCUACUGGCAACUCAGGAUCAAGGGUUGGUUGUGGGAUCAUUGCAAGAUCUGCUGGUUUGUUUCAAAAUACAAAAAAAUACUGUGCAUGUGAUGGCAAGGUGUUAUGGGAAGAUGGGCCACUGCGGGCAUCGUCUCAGCUGUAAAUCUUGACAUCUAUAGAUCUAUGUUAAUGUCAAUUUAUUGUAAUUACAAAUAUCCAAAAAUGAUUACUUAAUAAAUAAAGAGUGUUUUUUUAUGAGGAAA